Molecule: messenger RNA, 4059 nt
Organism: Echinops telfairi (small Madagascar hedgehog)
Lineage: Eukaryota; Metazoa; Chordata; Mammalia; Afrosoricida; Tenrecidae
Gene: UBE2W
Product: ubiquitin conjugating enzyme E2 W
Exons: 6
Coding region: 1-543 (180 amino acids)
Source: RefSeq, a predicted model, not a curated record
AUGUUAGGCCCCCGCGGCGUGACGCGAGCACGACAGCUCCGCCCCCUGCGUCUUUGGCCUCGCCGGCCUGGGGGGGAUGGUUCCAUCAUGGCGUCAAUGCAGAAACGACUACAGAAAGAGCUGUUGGCUUUGCAAAAUGAUCCACCUCCUGGGAUGACAUUAAAUGAAAAGAGUGUUCAAAAUUCAAUCACACAGUGGAUUGUAGACAUGGAAGGUGCACCAGGUACCUUAUAUGAAGGAGAAAAAUUUCAACUUUUAUUUAAAUUUAGUAGUCGAUAUCCUUUUGACUCUCCUCAGGUCAUGUUUACUGGUGAAAAUAUUCCUGUUCAUCCUCAUGUUUAUAGCAAUGGUCAUAUCUGUUUAUCCAUUCUAACAGAAGACUGGUCCCCAGCGCUCUCAGUCCAAUCAGUUUGUCUUAGCAUUAUUAGCAUGCUUUCCAGCUGCAAAGAAAAGAGACGUCCACCUGAUAAUUCUUUUUAUGUUCGAACAUGUAACAAGAAUCCAAAGAAAACGAAGUGGUGGUAUCAUGAUGAUACUUGUUGAUGCCACUUGUUGCUAUCAUCCUCCUAGCAGAAGAUAGUCCUACUGAGAAAAAAAAUGAGCACUUUGAUCAUUCAGUCUUUGAACUUUAACCUUUGACUGGAAGUGACCUAUAGGCAAUGAAGACUACUUCCUUUUACUGCAUUUUUACUUGUGUGCGUUCUGGGUGCAUGUUGGUCGCUGGUUCAAUCCAGGCAACUGACAUGCUUUUGUUAGUCAUACAGUAUUAAUGCAGGUGUCAGGAGAUGUCAAAUAUAAUUCCAUUUUUUAUUUUUAUUUUUUUAAGCUUUUGGAAAAGUUCCAGGUCCUCACAGAUUGUGCAAUACCAGUGACUUCCUUGACGGUUGUGGGACGUUCAUUGCCGGCAAUGGACGUUGUAAGAGGAAAGGUUUUCAGUACUUCCGCCACCAACAGAUGAAUGCAUGAUAAGGACUUAUGAAUUGAGCUUAGUGGUUAUAAUGGGAUUAUAAUUAAAGUGAGGGUCCAAUAGUACUUUGAAAGUCACCCCAACUGUUUAUAUUUGGAUUCUAUGCACUGUGAUCCUAAGGUUAUCAGCAUGAAUUAACAUGCGUCUUAAAAGACUGUAUGAAAUAUCAUUGUGUAUUUAUUGAGUUGUUGCUAUCUGCUGUCAAAUUGUUUUGACAUGAAAGGUUUUGAAGUAAUAUUGGCAGAGAGGUACAAUAUGUUAUCCCUAUGGUGAAAAUAAAUUCAUUUGUUGUAUAUAGUUCUUUGAAUCUCUGAAGUAAAGGUAUGAGUAAUAUAGGGUAUGAAUGGUUUAAUCAAGGAUUUAUUUUGGAAGUAAGAAAAAUGGCAGUGAUGACUCAAUUGCUGCAGUCCAUAAUUUGGGCUUGUAAUUUGUACAUUAAAGAUUUUUCCAAGUAGAUUACACUCUGUGACUUCCUACUAGCCAUCAGCAUGAGCUCUACUGCCUAAACACUAUUUCAUUUAUUUAUGUUUGAAAAUUCAUAACUUUUUUGUUUGCAAUCUUGUUUUUUAUGUUUUAAGUCAAGUUUGAAUGUUACAGUACUUUAAUAGAAAACUUUUGGUGUUUUUUUCUUGUAAAUUUUCUUUAAUGUAAGUAUCAUCUUGUCUUCAAUCCUGUACCCUAAAGUAAGAAAUACAUUUUUGACAGAGGCUUAAUGUUUUAACAAAAGUGUGGACAUUUUUAUUUUAAAAUCUAGGCAAAAAGUUCACUAUAAAGUGGUAUGUUUGCAUAUUUGUCUCACACAAUCAUUUUUUUCUGGUGGGAUUUGUUUUGUUUAGUUUUUGUUGUUUAAAAGUCUUUGCUUACAGCUAGAGAAAAUUUUCUAUAGGAAAACAAAAAGUUGGUGAAAGGUCCAAUUCUCAGUACUAAGUAAUUUAAUGAUACUGCAACUAGGUUCUCUUUUUAAAAAGCUAUUAAUGUAUUUUAUAAAUUGCCUUUUUCACAUAUGCAAAAUCUGUUUCUACUACAAUGUUAUUUUUACUAAUGCCUUAUUGUUGAGCUCUUUUAAAAAUAUCCUACAGUAAAUAUGUGAAUCAAUUUGGGCUUAAAAAUAAAGCCAAUUGCCUGAGAGGUUCAAAACAUGUACCCUAACUCAAUCAUACAAUCAAUAAUUGGCACAGAAUUUUAAAAGUAUUGUUUUUAAUCUCUGUAUAGAUGACAUUUUAUAGCUUUGUACAUGGUGUUAACUAAGGGCAUGUAAUUUUACACUCUAAAAAAGUAUAAUUGCUGAACUCAGGGGUGGAUAGACUUCAAAAAUAAGUCUGCUAUAGAAAUAAACUUGAAAACAAGUCAAGCCACCAAAUUGUGGGCACUGUUUAUAAAACUCCUAGUUAACAACUACCACUUUUUAAAAAGGAUACACAUUUUUGUUCCAUCGUGACUAGAUAUGCUUAAGUGUUCACAGUGGUCUCUUUCAGCUGCAUGAGUUGGCCUGUUUAACCACGACAAAUUUUUUGGAAUGCUUUGAAACUACUCUUAGAUUUUGGCUGCUUUUUAGUAUGAAAUUUACAGCUGUGAGUUAUGUAUUUUCAUAUUUUAUGUAAUUGCUCAAAACUACUGAUUGACUUGAUCAUUUUCCAGGAAAACAAGUAAUUCUCCAGACUGAUGGUCCUCUUACUAAAAUAAUUUUACAAAGAAAUGACCUGUGACAUUUAUUCACCAAAGCAAUUAAUAUACCAGGUCGGAGAUUAAUAAUGCUUUACGUUCUAUUAAUAGGUCAUAGAUACACUCAUUUGAGAUUUUUUUUUAAUUAACAAAAAAUUUUAAAAUUAAGAAUGUCCAUAUUUUAACAUACCGCUCUCUCUAGUUACAAAUAUUAUAAAAUAGAUAAAAUGAAGCAGACAAAAGUAAUGGAAAACCAAAUAAUUUUGGUAGUUUUAUGGCUUAAAGAAAAGAAAAUACAGUGAAAUAUUUAAAAUGUUGGAAUUUCAUCCAUUCAGAAACAUAAACAGAUAAAAUUUAUUCAUUAUACUCUUUGGAUUUAGGAAUUUCUGAAAACACCUUUGCACUUAGUUAUUAAAUUAAUUUUAAAUAUACAUUACAUUAUUAAAAGAUGUAAGCCCUUUGUCUAAAUCAUUGCUCUAGUAAGGGUGAUUAAUGGUUUGCUAUAAGAGUGUUUCUCUGUAAUGUAUUGUUGACUAACAAUGAGAAUACCAAGAAAUUGUACAUAGGAACAAGACAUUUCCCUUUUCCCUGCUUCCCCUCCCUUGGGCACUAUUUGCUACAUAGGCCUACAGGAUUAUACUUUCAUAUUUAGAAUAAGAUGUACUCUCUUCCCUUUUAUUUAUUUAUUUAUUUAUUUUAGGCCAUCCUCCAGUUUGCCAAAUUCUAUUAAGACAAUGAUACAUUCAGUUCCUUAUUUAUGUAUGUUUAGAUCAUGAACUCAGUGCCCUUUUAAAAAAAUGUCAAGUUAGGUAUCUAAAGCUAUAGAUUUUGAAGGGAAAUUGUAGCUAUUUUUUCUUUUAAGAGAACUUUAACACAUUUGUUGAUGACCUUUUUCUUAAAGAAUUAAUAUUUACCUUUAAAGUACUUACUUUUAAUGUGUAAUUCCUUACUUUAGAUAGUAAAGAAAUAAAGCAUUUCUCAUCCCCAGAAGAAAAUGCUGAAAAUAGCUGUUGGACUGGAUGGAGAAAGACCUUAAUCCUUACUGUUUUAGCUAGGUAUAUAAAUAUUUGUUGUAAAGUAAUUUAGAAUAGUUUUGUUUUUUUACUUUUUCCCUUAGGAAAUUUCAAACAAUAUGCAAAAAUAUAUAUAUCAUUAGGUUCCCGUGAUGGAUAAUUAUUUCUUUGGAAUCUGAAACAGGGAUCUGGUGACUGCUUAACUUGUUCCCAGAUUUCAUGAAAGAUGAAUUGAGAAAUGAAAAUGACUAUAGUGAUGAUUGAAAUGGUGUGUAACUGGUAAUCAAGUUAUUUUUUUAAAAAACCUAUUGUUUUUAAACAUUGAGAUAUUUAAAAUUUGUUAAAAUUUCUUGCUAAAAAUAGAAGAGGUACUGUGUGUUUAAAAACGUUUUUAAUAAAGAAUUCAGUGUCACUAGA